Molecule: messenger RNA, 13570 nt
Organism: Porites lobata
Lineage: Eukaryota; Metazoa; Cnidaria; Anthozoa; Scleractinia; Poritidae
Source: the annotation of a GenBank genome assembly
AUGGACGAAACGAAGGUUAUUUAUCACAUUGAUGACGAAGAUACACCUUACCUUGUUAAGCUACCCAAAAGUCCUGCUGAAGUUACGCUUUCUGACUUCAAAAAUGUACUCAAUCGGCCGAGCUAUAAGUUCUUCUUCAAGAGUAUGGACGACGACUUCGGGUGAGUUUGUGUACCAACUAAGCGCUCUCUGUGUAGAUUCAUUUCUUAGGCACUGUUUGCAUUGUCUCUCUUCGUCGUACAGUUCUUUCUCAAGCGGAAAUGUUCCGAUUUUCAGCAGGUUAUAUAUCUGUAUAAAUAGUCUUUGAAAUACAUUUGUUUAGGAAAACACCGACCUGCCUCGUUCUUCUAUCCAAUGAUUUCAAAUCCGUCUUGUUUUGCUUUGAAGCCAUACUGUGUGAAAGUUCGCUCGCUGUCAGCAUGUUCCGUGACUCGCUGUGUAUAGCUACGACUGUACAUAGCCUUUUCUUGUAUAAUCAAUUUUCCGUUAUUUCAAGCGAUCCACGGCGAGUCAUUGCUGGCGAGUUUUGGCGCAGAUCUCAGGCAUUCCAUCCGAACUUUUCUGAUGGCUUUCUCGAUUGUAAUUGAUACCUUUUUCGUUCAUGAUAACUUCGAUCUCGUUUGCAGUGUGGUCAAAGAAGAGAUAAGCGAUGAAGAGAUGAACUUACCAUGUUUUAAUGGAAGAGUAGUCGCAUGGGUAAGUGGUUUUGCUAUUUCUUUGUAAGUUCCGAUUGUAGCUGUGAAAUGAAUUACCGGCGAAGCCAUUCAAGAGAUCGGGUUUGUUGAUAUAUUUUCGUAGCAUGAAAUAAAGUUUAUUUUAAGUUGUAACUCAGUCAAGGUCGUCGAUUGCCUUUAAGAACGUAGAUUUGUAAAAGAAAUGAUCUGAUUGUCUUUGUAGUGCGUUUUCCUUCCUCGUGAUUCCACAGAGAAGGAUAUCCGUCUGGCGCCAAGGUUCAUGUUUAUGCUUCUUAGGAUGAUCUUGAUUUAAAGCCAUUAUUAUACGAAAAGCAACUGUAGAGAAUUAGCCUUAAACAUAAACAUGUUUUGCCGGUAUUUAUUGCCCAGGCUUUAAAAUUUACUUCCUUUUUUACUUGUCGCCCAUUACCCCAAACCUCAAACUUCUAGCAGUCAUUUGUUAUCUCAAAAAAGAUAUUGGCUCUCCGAUUGUGCUUCAGUAAUAAAGUUUGGUUGAAUGUACAAGCCUCAUAUUUUAUUUACAUCUCAUCGAUUUCCUACUGAGGCCAUUGUUAAGAAAGGAGAUUUAAUCAAGGUUAUAUGGACGGAAUGGUAACUGUUUCGUAGAUUUUAACUCCGUCCUUUUAUCGCAAAUCAGACAAUUUUUUGUUCAAAAGGCUUCUAGCUGUCAUUCCAAAAUGAAUUAUUAGGGUGAUUUGCAUUCUUCUUGUUUGUCAAGAGUAAAAGUAAUUUUUUUGAGUGAAUGAUUCGGCCAAUGCGAGAAGUACUGGCUCUUUGAAGGGAAAGUGCUAUUUAAUACUAGGUUUGCAAUUAGGAGGCUAUUCAUUAAAUUGUCAUCAGUGUGAAGGAUGCCGUUCUUUGAAAGGCCAGUCGCGUAUUUUUGUUUUUUAAGUAACUUGCCCUUCAUGAUUUUGAGGUGCAAGUGUCGUGGCCAGACAGUUUUUAUGGUCAAAUUUUAUCACUGAGAAAGGUAGUUGUAAAUUGUUAAACUUCCUAGGGCACUGUUCGAUAUUUGAAAAUCACCAUAAAGCACUGACGCUAACUCCUAGACGAUUAUUUUAUUCAAGAUUUCUAAGUAUGAUUGUAAAGAUUGUUUGCAGUCCUCUUUGGAUGGCUUCACAUUGACGAACAUCUAAGUAAAUGGAUCUGUGAGAAACAGAUGGUUUGUCAAAAAUACCAAAAAAAUUUACUCUACAGCACACGGAGAGCAUAGAUUAUUGAGAGAUUGGUUGUAUAUUUCGCUUUUUCAUCUGAUCUUCUUCUAUGGUGUGAUUUUUCCACCUGUCUGUUAAUAAUUUUGGGUGUUCUACUUUGUCAGUGAGGCCGAGAUUUCAAUUUUGGAUGGAUGUGCUAAUUAGUCUGUUAGCCUUGCUCAUUAGUACCCUUUAUGUUGGAUUAGAACAAUAAGAGCCUUUUUUCUUAGACAAGACCAUGAGAAAGAAAGCCCUUUUGUUCUUAUAUCUUUAUGCUGAACCAGAGAGUCUUAGUGACGAUUGUUAAAUUGCUUGUGAGCUUGGAUGAUGUAAAAAGGAGAUUAACGACCAAGUAUUUUUUUUAUCAUAAAUUUGCUUUUCAAUCCAGCCAUUGGUUUUGCUUUUUAAAAUAAAUAUAGCAUAUUUUGUGGUUUAUAAUAAACCAAGUGUAAACCACAUGUUACAUCCUUUUAUAUUUUUCUAUAUUCUGUUAAGUGGUUCUAUGCCCCACUAAAAUAUUAUGCAGAACCGUAAAAUAUGUUGGUGAAGCUAUAUUGUUCACUAAGUGACCUAAUUACUAGUGUAUGAUAAGAAGAAACGUUUUUGCAGCCAAAACAAUCAGAGCAAUAUAUAAAUGUCUAAAAUUUAUCUUUAUUUGUUCAGUGAACAGAAUAAAAUAUCGUAAUAAAGGGACUUUAGUACUGCCUUAAAUACAUUCACUUAAAUUUACUUUGUCUGUGGUUUGACUAUUUUAAUGCUUAAUUGAGCUGUUUGCCUAGAGACUGUUUGGCAGUUCAAUUAAAAUACUGUAACGAGGGCAUAAAGAAGUAAAUGCAAAACAAUAUAUUUUGACGUAAUCUUAAUGUUGUCGUAUGCCUUGUAAUAACUCCUCCAUGUACUAUGUUUGGCUUUACUCUAGAAAGGGUGUUCUCAGUUGACUGUUUGCUAGAACAGAAAUAGUAAUUAAUGCCAUGCUCUCUGGAGAUUGUUCUUCUGAGAGAUUUAGUUGUAACCAUAGUAAAGCCCUGCUUAUGUGCAAUAUAAGAGUUACAUAGUAAUAUAGUGCAGUCCAUCAGCUCUGCUAAUGGAAGACACUCCGGAUAUUAAACAAGGCAAUCACUGUAUUCUAGGCAGUUUCAUGAGGCCACUAUAGGGGUGGGGGCCAGUUUCCCUCUUUUCUGUUUUCACAAAUUGAGAGAGAAAGCAAGUUCCUGUCAGCCUUUUUUACUUUGUGUUUUGUUACCAUUUCUUCAACUUGUGUUGCUUAUUCAAAGCUCUUUAUAUUGUGGUUCAAUUUUAUCCUUGGUUUAAGUUGGUUAAGUUUGUACUUUGGUUUUUGGUAUCUUAAUGAAUGACAGUGAAACAAGGGAAUGUCUUGUCUUGUCUACUUUUAAUACAAUAACAGGUCCUUUUUGAUAAUAAUGUUAUUAAUUAUUAAUGAUAGUAAUAGAUGAUUAACCUGUGAUCAAUUUAUUGUUUUAGCUUGUCACAUCGGACACAAGUAGUGUAUCAGAUCAAGGCAGCAGAGAUGACCAGCAGUCUGUUAUAUCAGCUGGAUCUGAUCUUCAUCCCCCUAUGCCAAGAACAGUUGGUAUCGGGGAUUCAAGACCACCAUCCUUCCAGUAAGUAAACACCAUGAUGUAGAGUUGCCUGGCCCCGGUUUUUCAAACACUGGAUAGUUUUAUCCACCAGAGAAGUAUUCAAGAAACCGAUGCAGUAUCCAAGGGAUAGAAGUUUACCCUUUGGAUAGCAUUAUCCAUGUUUUGAAAAACUAGGGCCUGGAAGAAAACCAUAUCUUGUGCUGUUAAAAAUAUAAUAUUGUAUGUUUUCAGUGUCUUCACAUGAAAAAAAUUUGAAUCGAUCCAUCGUUAUUUGUGUCCUAUGGGAUGCAUGCCAUGAAUUAUUUUGCGUCUUUUCUGGAUUUUUUUGUGUAAGGGAUGCAGGACGCAGAGGUGACAAAAUCACUUAGUACCACUACUUUGUUUUCAUAGUAUCUGGAUCUACUUGCAUCUUUGACAAGUUGCAUUACAAAACAUUUUGAUAACAUGACUGGUCCUUUUGGAAACUAGUGCAUUUUGUUCUCUGAUAAGCCAAAGAUUCUGGGGAAACAACAUUAAUAAUGUUAUUGUUUCCCUUGGGAGCUUUUUUUAUGACAGAAACUGUAUUAACACCCUAGGUUCUCCACCCACUCUCUCCCAUUGUCAUUGUCACAAUGAUCACAAUUUACUUUGAUUUUCAUUUAUUAAAUUGUAUAGUGCAGGGUUAAUCAUUGUCUUUCAGUGAAUCAAAAACUCCAGAAAUGUUUCCCAUGCUUUUUAGGAUUAUUAAAGGUCUGGCCCCAGUUGUUCAAAGCUAGAUAGUGCUAUCCACUGUAUAAAUCUCUAUCCAGUGGAUAGUGCAAUUGGUUUCCCUAAUACUAAUCCACUGGAUAGAGAUUUAUCUGAUAGAAAGCUCUAUCCAGCUUUUGAACAAAUGGGGCCAGCAGGUUAUAUGACCACCUAAAGUAACAUUUAGUGGCCACAUGAUUUCUGUAUCCUAUUUUUUUUAUCUGUUAGAAAAUGAGAACUAUUCUUAUCAUGUACUGAAACUAAGGAGUACAGUCAAGAUUAAAGCUGAUUAUUGUGAUCUGUCAAUUUUAUAUUUGUUUUUUUGCUUGUUCUAGUCAUGGAGGUCACUCCACUACAGGGGAUUUUGAUUCAGAAGUCGAUUCUACAGUUAGUUCUAGAAGAGGUUCCAGAAGACGGGAAAAACAUAGUAUAAACAGAAAUGAAGGUGAGUUUGCUGAGCUGGAUAAAACAGGGCAGACCUACAUGUUGAUAUAUAGGGCUAGGAUGUAAAAGUAGGUGGCUUGGGGAUCAAGUACCGUAGACAAUUUGAGGCUUUCAGUCCCUCAUUCGACCCAUUUUCCCUCAAAAGUAGAUGGCUCAGACGUUGAAGUAGCUGGUUGUUUAGCCAAAUGCUGGCUCCUAAUGAGAAACCUGUAAAACCACAAUGUUACAGUUGGGUCCUUCAAAGUGAAAUCUGCAGAGUAUUUUGACCUUGCAGUCUAGUACUUUUGACAUUACUAAAAUGGAACUAAUGGAUUGUUAAAUUUUCCAUGUGUUACAGUGAUCCAUGGUCGGCGGCGGCAUGAUGGGGAUAGAUAUGAAAGUGCUUCUAUGAUGAGUAGUGAUAUUGAAACAACAAGUUACCAAGAUUCCUCAGAUGAUCAAAGCAGGUAAACUACAUGUAAAGCUGUACUGUAAGAAAAUUUGAAGAGAGCCCAGUGUUCUGAACCUGUGACCGCCAGGGUGCAGGGGUAUGGUUGCUAUGAAAAAACUAAGGGUGCUUUCCAUUCAACAAAAAUUCCAGUUUGAAGUUUUGGAAAUUUCACAUGCCCAAUGAAACAGUACAUUCCGGUUGCACAGCCCCAACGUAAGCCAUCACGCAUUUGGUCAUUGUUCUUGUAAGCAGGAUACAAAAGAGCAGUACUGGGGACAACAAUUUUGUCAAAUGGUCCAACCGACUGAAAUGAUUCCUGGUACAUGUAUUUGUUCAGACUGUUUUCCGUGACGGUGGCUUUCAUCUUACUUUGGUCAAAGAACACUACAUUUUUCCUUUUAAAAGCAGCGUAAUUUUUCUCUUUGAUUACAUUUUCUUUUUUCAUAAACUGAAAUAGUUAGGAGGGAGGCAAAAUUUAACAUUUGUCUGAAAAAGAAAAUCAGAAAGAAGAACAAGGGGAUAGGGGUUUGGUGUUCCAUUUAAUUGCAUCCCAAGAUUGUAGCUUUGGCUAGAAACAGUAUUAAAGAUUUAUCUUUAUCUUUGUAGUGUUUCUAGGUUUUCAAGCACAACAGAAAACUCUCAGCUCUUACGUGGGAGACAUAGAAGAAGAAGGAGGAGACCCAGGAUGCCCAGAGUUCAAAGAGUGAGUACUUGGGCCUUUUUUGAUUAGAGAUCAUCUUGUUUGGUCCUUUCAGCUAAAAUAGAGUGGUGAAUUGUAUACAUUUGUACCUCCAGUAAACUAUCACCCAAAGUACCAAGUUUUUAUUUUAAGAUAUUUCAAGAAGUGUCUGACUUGAAUUUUAGGUGUUCAGUGAUGUUAAUUAACAUUUAUUAAUUUCUUUUUUUAGUGUUCGUCCUUCAGCACAAUUACAGAAUCAACAAUGUCUCUGAACAUUAUCACAGUCACUCUAAAUAUGGGUGAGUACCCUGCCCCUGGUUUUAAAACCAGUCGGUGCUGUUGAUGCUCUUAGAAAUAAGAUUUCUGCUCAAAUUCCUACAGAAUUUUCUAGGAGGUUCUUGCAAAGAAACGAUGAAUCUAUCUGUAUUUCAAAGAGCAACUGUGAUCCUUUCUGCAUUCUAAUCAUCUUUAGUAGUUGAGAGUCGUGAGAACUUGUCAUUUACAUAACUUCAAGGAUUACAUUUAACAUCCAUGCAUGCGUCAUUGUGGUCAAACAUAUGUUAAGUAUAUGUUUAGUGCACACCUACAUGUUGAUAUAAUAUUUAUCAUAUGAAGUCUAGUCUUCUAUAAAUAACAGAAAUCUAUACAUUCCACAGAACGUUAAAAUAAAAGUUGAUGUUAUUUUUGUUUUCAGAUAAAGUCAAUUUUCUAGGAAUUAGUAUUGUUGGUCAAAGCAACAAAAGAGGGGAUGGUGGAAUUUAUGUUGGUUCAAUCAUGAAGGGGUAAGUGUUAACUAUUUCUGUGUAAAUGAAAUUCAUAGUUUUGAACCGGUCAUUCAGGAUUAAUACCUUUAAAAAAUGCUAGUCCAUAACCUCUGAAGGGAGUGUUUAGAUCAAAAAUCAAAAGUUCAGAAAUGUUUUUGUAAGUAAGGUUUAGAAUGCAAUGCUCUUACAACUGUUGAUGCCAAAUGUCAUUUUCAAGUAGUAAUGAAGUUAUUAUUUACAGUUUUUCUUUGUAUUGAGUAUUUGUAAAUAGGUCUUCUGUUUUUUUUUUCUUUUCGACUGAAAGUGACAUUUUUGUCAAUGUCAAAAUGUUGUCCUUUUUUAACAGUUUUUUAGUUUCUGAAAAAAAAAAUUACAGAAAAAUCUUAAUUGCCAAUUUUACCGAAAAACCAUCUUGUUCAAUUAACACAGUUAAGUGAAAAAGUAGUUGUCAUGUUUGAGGAUUAUUUCUAGGUUUGAUCAAUCCACAUAGUUUAUUGCAAUCAGAGAAGAUAACAAUUCACUGAUUCUUGUCUCAUCUUCCCCUUUCUAAUGUAAACAGAGGUGCAGUUGAUUUGGAUGGUAGAAUAGAACCAGGAGAUAUGCUCCUUCAGGUAUGUGCAGCAUUUCCUGAUUUACUGUACAUCCACUUUUAAGCCUAGGGGGUUUAUUUAUUUUGAGCACAUUUAAGCGGUGGUGGUAGUGGUGGUGGUGGGGGCAGGGGCUUGAUGGAGAUGGGGGGCUUAUUUAAUUUAGCAAACCCAAAGGUGAUGGUAUCAGUUCUCCAUAAUGAACUAGAAUGCAAAGUGGAAUGCUCAAGUAGAAGAAGUUGAAGUCAUUGAGCCAAGGAUCAAGUCAACAAAUCCAUACUUCCACCUUGUGAAUAAACCAUCCUAGAUCAGUCCACACAAAGUUACAGUGGUGAUUGAUUAAUGCGGUCUAACAUUUUAUUGGUCAAUAAUAAUAAGGGAGGGGAGGAGGGGCUUAUUAACUUUCAUCUUCUGAAAAGGAAGGGCUUAUUAGAGAGGGGGGGCUUAAUAGAGGAUUUAUGCUACUUAAAGUACUUGAUCAUUCUUUUGUCCUUCUAGAACAUUAUUUUCAUUGUAAAAGAAUGUUGUAUAACACAGGUUUUUAGCUACCUGGUUGUUAUGAAUGAACAGUUAUAAAAAGGUUAUUAAAAUAAUAGCCAGUUUUUGACCUUGAUUUCUGAUCCCUUUCCUUUGUUCCAGGUCAAUGAUGUUAAUUUUGAAAAUAUGAGCAAUGAUGAUGCUGUGCGGGUGUUAAGAGAGAUGGUCCACAAACCUGGGUAAGGCUCUUAACAGAAUUGUCCCAGAUAUUAAAUGUGUGCCCCUUUUGAAGGCGACAACAAAAAUAAUCUUGUUGAUGUUUUACUUAUUCACAUUAUCCUCUUUGGCCUCCUUUUUAAACCAGAUUCAGGAAAUCCAGUAUCAUUUUCGUGAAUUAAGAGAUGAUUUAUUGCUCUUUACCAUGUCUUAUUUCGUCUCAUUUGUAGUCAGUUCAAUAUGGUUUUAAUAAAAGGAAACUGUUAAUAUACUGUAUGCUUGAAACACUUCAUUAAACCAUUUAGUUGUUUACACUUGAAAUUUGAAGGACUUCUUUCAUAUUUGAAGGCUGUGAAUGACAAUUCUACUUGAUCUCAAGGCUUAAAUGUUUAUGUCAGAUGCAACACUAUAGAAACAGAUUUAUCAUCUGGUAAAUACAUAUAAAAAAUGCUGCUUUUACGCAUGUUUCUCAUUUAUCCUAUUAUAAAUUGUUUUUCAGACCUAUUACGCUGACUGUAGCAAAAUGUUGGGAUCCAACCCCCAAAGGAUACUUUACGUUACCUCCAAGUAUGUAUCAAUUUUUUGUACUUUGUAAUAGGCCUAUUUCCCUAUGUGUUAUGUGGUUUAAAUUUUCUUGUGAACUCGUAGCAGAAAUUUGAGCUUUGUAAUACACAAGGGAAAGAUUUUACAACAAUUUGAAAAUGUCAAAAUUUAUAAGGAUUUGUAUGAGAAACCACUUAAACGUGACUAGGUGGCAAGAGUUGUUUUUCCACACAAUCCUUUUAAUUUUCUGUAACCUGUGUUUCAAGAUAUACAACAGAAAAUGUACAGGUUACGUAAUUUUAAUAUGCUCUUUCAGUUCCUGCUAACAAUUUCCAAAGUGAAUUGUUUUCAUGUUUACCAAGAGUUGAAUGUGUGAUCAACCAUUGCAAAAGGCCCAGGCUGACUUAGUUGUGUGCAGUGUGCUAACAUUUGGGUUACCUUUCUGUUUUCUGGUCUAGGUGAACCAAUUCGUCCUAUCGAUACGUCUGCGUGGGUCCAACACACAACAGCGAUGGCUCGUAAGUACUUUAAAGUCACCUCCGAAGUUGAAAUUUUUUUGUAGGAGGUUAUCCCUGCAUGAGUAAAAUAAGGGUAAAAAGACAUGAAAAAAAUCUCUUGCUUAUAAUUUUCUCAUGGUGUUGUUUUCUACUGAAUUUUAGAGCUUGGUAACCCAGCAGUCCAAUAUGGAAAACAGCCGAACAGCCAAUCACUGACCACGAUGACGUCUACAAGCUCAUCAAUGACAAGCUCCCUACCAGAGUCGGACAGUGAGUUGCUUUGUGGUUCUCAACCCUUUAAACCAUAAAAUAAAAUAUCAAACUUGAAAUUCCCAUUUGUUGCCCCCGUACAUUUCCUAAAAAGGAGUGGGGAGAAUUUGUUCAAGGAUCAACAAGAAAUGUCUUACAAAGUGACAGUCUACAGCUGUAAAUGUUUGUAAGUUCUGUUGGCUUUAUUUAGUGUUUAUUUUCUCUUUUGUUCUAGGAUAUACGGAGCUUCCAGAAGGGGAAGGACUCUCAGUAAAUACAGACAUGAGCACUAUAGUAAAAACAAUGGCAGCUCCAGAUUCAGGUCUUGAUGUCAGGGAUAGGAUGUGGCUUAAAAUUACUAUUCCUAAUGCUUUUAUAGGUGUGUAUAAUCUUUGAUGCUUUCAUCAAACUUUACUGUUGAGCAUAGGGUAAAUAGGGUUAGCCUGUGUAGCUGGCAGAAUUGUUUGUGUGUGUGAGAGUGUUGGCAGUUAAGCCAUCAAUCUUUAAGCUUUGUCGCAAGAAGCAAGCGCCACAGCUCCGUAGCUCCUCUGCCAAAACGUUGCUCGUACUAACAAUCCUGCUGGCUACAUGGGCUAAACCAGGAUUCAUACAGGUCAUGGAAAACGUGGAAAGUCAUGGAAUUUAAUAAUUUUGUUUUCCAGGCCUGAAAAGUCGUGGAAAAUAAGUAACUUGUUGAAGUUAUGUUUAGUAGAUUAGUUACUGCAAUUAUUUCAAAGCAAGGACAUGGAAUUUGGAGACAGAGUGCAAAUGACACUUCUUUUGGACAUCAGAGUUCGUCUCUCUUGAACUGAGUUAGAUAAAAAAAUCACCAAAAUUAAGAAUAGUUUAGAAAAUGUUUGAAAAUUAUAGUCAAACCUAAGGUCGUGCAAAAAGUCAAGGAAUUUUAAGAGCUCAAAACAUUAAGAAAUUCUGGGUAAAGUGCAUGUUUCUCACAACACCUUGUCUAAUUUCUUUAUUAUGUUUACACUGCAGGUUCUGAUGUUGUAGACUGGCUUUAUUCACAUGUAGAAGGAUUUCAAGACAGACGUGAAGCUAGAAAGUAUGCUUGCAAUCUUUUAAAGGUAGGUCUGUGCCUUGUCACUUCUGCUCACUAGUACAUCAGGGGCGGAUCCAGGAUUUUUUUUAGGAGGAGGUGCACUCUUCUCUUGCUCUACUUCAACACCAAUAAACCACAUAGUUUUUUUUUUUGCAGAAUACCAGUUGUAUUAGAAAACUGCAAAUCGUCUCAGGGGGGGUGUGCACCCCCUGCACCCUCCCCCUACAUCCGCCCCUGUACAUAACACGUCCUUAGCACAAACUUGUGAGGUCUAUACACUUAAAAAGUGUUGUCUUUGCUCUAAAUCAACCCAUGGGCUAAAGUUUAAUUUUCUUCUGAAUAAUUAAGAAAGUAAACUACGAAUUAGAUUACUAGACUCAAAAUAUUAUUAUCAGAUAAUCUUGUCAAUAACAUAUGUGGUAAAUGAUUUGGUAAUUAUUCUAGACCUUUCUACCUUUUUUUAUCGUUAAAAAUAUUUCUUUUUUUAUUGCCUACAGGCUGGCUUUAUUCGUCACACGGUGAAUAAGAUUACCUUCUCAGAACAGUGCUAUUAUGUUUUUGGAGAUCUUUGUGGAAGUAAGUUUUUUAUUUUCUUUCGUUUUAUUUUUUAGUCCGUGCCUUAGGGAGGAAAAUGUAAAAGAGUUAAUUUUCCAAAAUCAUCAGAGUUAUUUUCUUUGUUGUAUUAUCAAGCCAGGUUAUCUAUCUCCUAUAUUGCCACUAAUUUAAUUAUUUAAAUUUUCAAAUAUAUUAACAGUCUUGUUUAUAGCCUAGAGCUAUUUUGAUACCCCAUACCACUCCGGAUGCUUCUAGUCUGAAACUAAAUUGGACUAGCAGAUGUGCUGACUACUUAUUUUUGUGAUGAUUACUAAAAUAUUAUUUAUUGCUGAAUUUCAAAGCUGGAAACUGUCUUUGAAUAUUUGAUUUCUGAAUUGGCUUGUGGCUUGUGGAUUAUUAUAUUCUUAUGCUAAUUCUCAAGGCUGUGCUCUAGUAAGAUAAAUCAAAAGAACCUAGUGCCCUGAACCUGUGAACUCAAGGGUGUCCAGUGUAUGAUUUUCGUGAACAAAGAAAGAAAACCUAAGAUUUCGUAAGGUUUCCCAAGAGUAAAGUGGGGGGCCAUGGACCACUGGGCAAUGCUUGGUGUACAGUCCCUGUGUUGUUAUUCCAGUUGCCAGUCAUUUGUAAAUCAGAAGGUGGCAAAAGAUCAGUUUUGUUUUUACAGUUUUCGCAAGAAAUGCUAAUUCAACCCCAAGAUAAAAUUAUCAGAUGAUUAUUUGUUAUUAUUUACCUAAAACUUGUAAUAAUAUUUAUUUCUGCUAGAAUUAAGAAUAUCCUUUAUGAGAAGGCUGGGUUUAGUGGAUUUUGCUAUCUGGCUAGUGAAUUCUGUUCUUAACUUGUGCGACCGGAAAGGGAAUUUAAAGGGAAUUGUAAUUAAUGCUACUGGUCAAGAAUUGUUUUGGGGCUAAUUAAAACUGCUCUUGGGCUAGUACAUUCUUGAUAUGGCUUGCCCGAAGGGUAAGCUGUAAAACUGACUUUCUUUGCACUCUGGAUUUACUGCUUUAAUUUAUAAAAGGCAUCCUUUGCAUGCGUUUUCAAAUUGUUUCUAGAAAUCAAUCCUUGACAAUUGCUCUGUGUUUGUGGUUUUAGAUAUGGCAUCUCUUACAAUUCAUGAGCAUGAAGGUGAUGGUGACAAUGACACUCUGGGACCCCUCCCUCCACACCAGCAAGGAAUCUCCUGGAUGGCAGGACCCCCAAGUUAUGGCUAUCAUCAAAUGCCUCCUUACCCCACCGCUCCCCCACUCAUGGUUGAUGCACAGACCCCAGGGUAUGCACAGUCAUUUUACAGUGCACACAGUGGUAGCCAAAGCCCUCACAGUGCUAGUGGCAGCUCUAAAAGAAGCGGCGGUGGCGGUAACCGUGGAGAUGGUGACAACAGAAGUAGUGGUGGAAGCAGCAGUGGGAAGAGUGGUAGCAGCAAGGGAAAGGAUCGUGAUGCACGCAGCGUGGAAGGGUCAGCUGCUCCAAUGCUCCCUGCACCACCCCCGGUUGGGGUACCCAUGCCCGGGACGCCUGGACUCGCUAUGAUACCGAGACCACUUGAUCAAGUCCCUGAUAAUCUGUCAGCGAGUAGGAACAGUUUUAGAAUGGCCAUGGGUAAUCCUUGUGAAUUCUUUGUAGAUGUCAUGUGAGGUGAAUUGGAUAUAAUACUGGCAAGUUGAGUCAUGGAAUAAGUGGCAGCGAUCAUGCCCUGUGACAACAGCCCACAGUAGCUGGUCAGAGUCCCAGCUAUGAGCCUCCCAUGCUACUUAGCAACACCUGUCUGCAAGAUCCUGUUUAAGUUUUUGUUCUUCUGCCGACAGCUGAACAAAAGACCAGUACAGUAGUCAUCAAGAAUUAGCUGCCUUCUCAAUUCUAAAAUAGCGAAUGAGGUCCUGUGGUAAAUUUCCUACGACUUCCAGAGCAAUAAAUUAAUUGACAUAAUUAUUAGUUAUUAUUUCCAUUUGUACAUAGUGUGGCAUUGGUGCUUUUGAGAUGUUAGGUUUGUACAUAAAAUGCAGCAUGAGUUAUUUUUAAUGGCAAAGAGACGUCAUUUUUAUCUAGCAAACUUUUGAGGUACAAGAAAAAUUUGGGGGAUCUUGGACGAUCCCGUAGUAAUUGACGCGAUCAUAGCCUGUUUUAUCUUACCGUGAACCUCAGAUUUUACUCGAGGAAAUGACUUAUUGAAUUCUCAAUAUAAUAAAGUAUUGCGGAGCUUUAGUCGUCUCGCAUUAUUUGGAGAGUUUUCAAAAGUAGCCCACACCUAUACUUCCCAUGCGUGAUCAAAGGUGAAAGCCAAUCCCACGGUUCAUUUAACCCUUUUAAAAGUGAUCAACAUAAAAUUUCUCCUUGUAAUAUCUAUCUUUUAUAAGACUGAGUGGCCAAGAGAACUGAGGACAUGAUCACUCUAUUUGAUGCUUAACAAAAUCUCCCCACUACUACUAUUAAAAACGUAUGGGGACAACAAAUGAGAAUUUUUAAUUUGGUAUAAGGGGGUUAUAAAUGGUUAAAUGCUGAACAUUCCACCCUGCAAGUACGAUGCCAAAGAGGUUUUCGUUGGUUGCGUAGUAAGAUACCGUCCAAAAAUAUUGGUAGGAUACUAGGCAUGUCUCUCAAUGCCUUUUUGUGUGAAAGGGUCUAGAUUAAACUUUAUUUGAGACAUACCGGUAGUCAUCACAAACUUCUGAUCCGUUGCAUGAUAGUGGCUUUCAAUGGAAACGUAGCGUUAGUGAGAGACAAUUGGAAAAUCAUAGGAUUCUAUAAUUCAAUAAAACAAUUCAAAUGAGCACAGUUUUACAUUGUAAAGGAGGGAGAGGUAGGGUUUUGUUCUCAUAUUUUCUGGAGUAAAUCUUUUCCAGCAAAUAAAGUUAAACAAACG